Molecule: messenger RNA, 636 nt
Organism: Exophiala aquamarina CBS 119918
Lineage: Eukaryota; Fungi; Ascomycota; Eurotiomycetes; Chaetothyriales; Herpotrichiellaceae
Exons: 1
Coding region: 1-636 (211 amino acids)
Molecular function (GO): protein binding
Source: RefSeq, a predicted model, not a curated record
AUGCUUGUUGCUGCUGGUGCCGAUGUCAACAGGUCUUUCCUAUCAGGAAAGCGUGCUCGGACACCUCUCCAAGCAGCCGCGGGUGCUGGGCUGCUAUCGAUAGUCCUAGCCUUGAUCGAAGCAGGCGCUCGUGUAGACAAUGAAGGAGCAAGCAGCGGCGGAGUCACAGCGCGGCAGGCUGCUGCCAUCGGAGCCCAUGUCAACGUUGCGCGAUUGGUUAUCAGGCUUGGUGCUCGAGUUGACGCCCCUCGCGCACCGACUGAUGAGCGGACGGCCCUCGAGGGCGCAGCUCAGCACGGCCAUAUCGACAUGGUGCAGUUGCUUUUAAACUCUGGAGCUGAAAUCGACGAGUCUGAUACUGAAGGACAGUACCACCAGGCGCUGGACUUUGCUUAUAGCGAGGGCCAUCUCGCUAUUUGGCGCCUUCUGAAACGCUCUUAUAACCGGAUCAACAAUGUCAAUCCAUCGAUAUCUUUUGCAUAUGUUGCUGAUGGCGCAAAUGGAACCAAUAUCACGACCUUUGUGAAAAGCACAGGAAGAAGGACCCGACUCUACACCAACUGUCUCGCUGAUCGACAACCAAGUCAUAUUAUCGAAACCAGCUCUCAUCCAGGCGGAAGCGGGCUUGCUACAUGA